CGCCGUGCGCGGACCCGCAGCCCCCGCCGGCCCGGCCGGGUCGGGCGGCCCAGGGCCCCACCUUCCUAUUUCUCCCCGGCCACAGCCCGCCCAUCACAGUUGAGCAGCUGUUUGCCUGAAGUUAAUUUCCAGAGGCAGGAGUCCCCAGGGCUGGCCAGGGAAUGAACCGCGAGGGGGCUCCCGGGAAGAGUCCGGAGGAGAUGUACAUUCAGCAGAAGGUCCGCGUGCUGCUCAUGCUGAGGAAGAUGGGAUCAAAUCUGACGGCCAGUGAGGAGGAGUUCCUGCGCACCUAUGCGGGGGUAGUCAACAGCCAGCUCAGCCAGCUCCCCCAGCACUCCAUCGACCAGGGUGCCGAGGAUGUGGUGAUGGCGUUCUCCAGGUCGGAGACGGAGGACCGGAGGCAGUAGCGGUGAACCCCCUGGAACACCCUGGAAGCUGGCAAGGGCCAAGAGAUCUGUGAGGACCUCGGCCAGCUGAGUGGCAGCAGAGCACCUUCCCGAUUCCCCCCCCCCCCCACCCCCACCCCGCCCCACCCCGCCGUCACUCAGCAGGGCUGGCCUCGAGGGAGUCACCGGUGGUGCAAUUACAAUUGGCUUAAGGGGACGGACUCAUGAUUGGCUGCAGAAAGAAACCCUUUUAUUUUUAAAUCUUGACCAACAGAAACCUUUUAUUUUUAUUUCUGACUUUUUCUUUCUUUUUUUUUUUUUAAUUUGCGCCUCGGUAUGUGGCUUCCCAGGAAGCUCUCCGAGAUCUGGUGCUUUAUUUAGGUCACUUUUUAGGAAUGUGAAGAGGCCCGAUUGGCUGCUUAAACUGGAAAAGGAUUUUGAUUGGCCGGCUAGUGGGAAACGGUUUUUUCUUUGAUUGGCUGCAGGUGUUCUGCUGAUAGCAACAGCUUCUCUCUUUUGAAUGCUGAAAACAGGGUUCGGGACAUUGGUUGUUAUAUCUGACUUGAAAAGAAAAAAAGAAAAGAAAGAAAGAAACCAAGUGCGCUUUGCAAUAUUUAUUACACAAAGAGCUUGCUGCUGCUUUCCCGU
Molecule: messenger RNA, 1034 nt
Organism: Callorhinus ursinus (northern fur seal)
Lineage: Eukaryota; Metazoa; Chordata; Mammalia; Carnivora; Otariidae
Gene: CTNNBIP1
Product: catenin beta interacting protein 1
Biological process (GO): negative regulation of Wnt signaling pathway
Cellular component (GO): beta-catenin destruction complex; cytosol; nucleus
Molecular function (GO): beta-catenin binding
Source: RefSeq, a predicted model, not a curated record